UCUAAAAUGUUAAACUGUGCUACUGUUUUAAUAUUCGGAUGUUCUAUGGUGUCGUCUGCUUGUCAAAUUUCUAUUUCCGGUUAUAAAGGGGAACUUGGCAGUGAUCCAAGACUAGAACAGAAAAUCCUGAAAAUCGAGUAUACACUGAAAACAACACUAAAAAGACACGAAGAGUUGCUCAACCAAAUUCUGGAAAAGAAAUAUAAUGAUCUGGUUCCAGCUAAUAUACGUUUGGAGGAUGUGUCUUACAAGAAAAUGACAGGUCAAAGUUCCUCGCACUCUGGACACGGACCAUCAGGCAGUGCUGUUGACGGCGAUUUAUCUACAAUGUUUCAUACGAAUAAUGAAAAGACGCCAUAUUGGUGGGUAGACCUUGGAGGAUCCUUUUCAGUUCAACAUGUUGAAAUUUGGAAUAGAGCACAUAACUACGGUCGUCGACUCCAUGAUUUGGAUAUUAUGAUUGGUCCAACUCUACGUGAAAUGAAGCCAUGUACUUAUUACAAAGGCCCUGCUAGUAAUGGGGAGCACCUUAUUCUGAACUGCCGCAAAACUACGAAAGGAAGAUAUGUUAAGCUUGCCUUACGAGGUCGCGAAUGGCUACACCUUAGAGAAGUUAAAGUGUUUGCGUAUGUCAAGGCUUGUUGAAGCAAGUUAUUAAAGAUGCCAUAU
Messenger RNA from Mytilus californianus (California mussel), 669 nucleotides. Its product is annotated as fucolectin-6-like. Bases 7 to 645 code for a protein of 212 amino acids. The transcript has 3 exons. NCBI's taxonomy places the organism in Eukaryota, Metazoa, Mollusca, Bivalvia, Mytilida, Mytilidae. The record is from RefSeq and is a predicted model, not a curated record.